ACAAAUCCGUCGUAUAUAUAAUUUAAAUUCAAGUAAAAAAGAGACCAGACAGUGACCCCAUCAUGGACAUUCCUAGCAGCGGAGCCAUAUUUACCCUGGGCAAAUCCCAUCUGGCGGAGAAUACGCAGAGCUACUUCUACAUCAAGAACGAUCCGGUGAAGCGCCUGAUAUCCGGUCCCCAUCAGAGCGCUGUCAUUUGUGAAUCUGGCCGGCUAUUUGUUUGGGGCGAGAACCACUACGGCCAGCUCGGGAUUGGUGGCCAUGGAGGAGCCUCCGGCAGCAGGAAGGGUGCCAGCAACAGCAACAACAACAACAGCGCCAGCAAUGGGGACAUUGUGACCAAGCCCACCUGCGUGAAGGCCUUGAAAACACUGGGAUUAAAGAUUUGCGACGCCGCCUUCGGCAACAACUGGGCCGUGAUGCUGACACAUUCCAAUGAGAUCUUCUUUACGGGUCGCAACAUUUUCCCCGAAGACACCCAUGUGGCCCAGCACUUCACCACCGCACUGGUGGAGCAGCAGACCUGUGCUAUUAUCCGAAAGCCGUUUCGAUUGGAGGAAUUCGACGAUUACCUGUCCAAGAGCGAGGAGACGGACAACUUCAUGGCAGUUCAGGCGGGAAACGAGCACUUUGCCGUGCUAACCAGCACCGGACGGCUUAUUGGCUGCGGGUCAAAUGCCCGUCAGCAGCUGGGCGAACUUGAGGCAGACUACGAUGGACAUCCGGUAGAGAUUCGUCUGGAUGCAAAGGUACAGCAGUUUGCCUGUGGACCGGAGUCCACGCUUGUCCUGACCGCCAGCGGAAACCUUUUCCUCACUGGCCACCUCAAUGAGUUCGUCUUUCCGCGCUUCACUGAGCUGCAGAAGAACCUGCCGCCCACGGAGCAGAUUAUCUUUAUGCACAUAUCCAAGACCAGCGAGGUGUAUAUCGUGACCAAUGCAGGCAGCAUCUACCGAAGCUUUGAAUCCGUGCGGAAUAAGAGCCUGGUCUUCCAGCGCUUCUAUGACUACGACAGCGAGGAGAACGGUCCGAUUUGGAAGCUCCUCAAGGGCUUCUCCUUCUAUGCGGUUCUCAGCAAGGCGAACAAGUUCUUCACCACAUUCUCGGAGAGCGGCCAUCACUUGAAGACCUUCCGCGAGAUCUCCAAGUUCAAGAACCUCCGACUACUGGACAUCGCAGUCGGGGAUCAGCACAUACUCGUGCAGGGCAUACCAAGAUCCUCGAUGUCAUCGGCUACGGUUAGCGGCUCAGCGGACCCACAUCGCUAUACGAGCCGCAGCUUCGCCCUGCAGCCGCCAGAUGCGAAUGGAAACGAGGAGCACGUUAGGUCCCACAGUGGCAGGAGUCUGACCAAGCAAAAGGGAGUGGAGGAGGCCGAGGAGCGAUCGAUGGCAGCCACUGUGGGGGGCUUGGCAGCCGCAGCCGGUGCUGGUACAGCGGCAGCCAUGGAGGCAGUGAAGCAUUUAAGCAAAGAGGAGGAUGCAAACGAAAAAGAAGAGAAAUCUGAGUCCCAGGAUACAAAUGCAAAUGUAGACAGCGAAGAGUCUAAGGCCAAGGAACUCGAAGAAGUUAACGGAAAUGAGGACAGAAAAAGCAGUCCUUUAAAAGAGAUAAAAAAUCAAAUGGAGGAUCAAUCAGCAAUAACUUCUGGAAAUAAGAAACAAGAAAUGGAAGAUUCCAUAACUGAUGAGCAAAAGGAAAAGGAGGAUCACCCAACAAACAAAGGUCAGCUGAAAAUUGAGUCAAUGGAGCCCACAGCACCGUUAGAAUCACCAAUAAAUGAAAUGGCAACCAAGGAAGUAGCUGGUAAAACCAUGGAUUCUCCCUUGAAGGCAUCACCAGCUAAGCAAUCUCCUAUAAAACCCAUGAAUUCCCUGCAGAAAAUGCCCACGCCCCCGUCACACACACCCACGCCCCCGAAAUCCCCAACGGAAUCUUUAAGAUCCAACAAAUCCGCGCAUUCGAUGCAUUCAGUAAAUCCUCAAGAGUCGAUGGUGACGGCGGCGGGUGCUGGCAGCCAGGAGAAGCUACUGCGUCCUCGAACACCAUAUCCCGAGAGCAGCGAUUCCAGCACACCGCAAACGAUCAAGAAGACACCUAUACGGAAUUUCUCGUACGAGGCGGCCAUGGAUCACGAUCAUUUGGAUCGCACCUCGCCGGAGCUGGUGGACAGCUUGGAGACAGUGGCCGAGGUGCCUGCGGCAACUAUUCAGGUCAACACUCCAACGCCGCCCACAGAAGAGGACGAGCAGCUGGCCGUGGAGAUAACCACGACCAAUGACUCAAAGGACAGCAGCAAGGUGAUCAACGAGAUUCGCUUCAUCAACAACGGCGUGGAUGUCACGGCCAAGGUGGAGGAACAAAUGCCGGACACACCGCACGAGAGCUCGCUAGAGGACCUGGAAUCGGAUGGCGAGCAGAUGCUGCACCACGUGGAGGAGCAGGUGGACAAAAUCGUAACAAACACAGAAGAGGCGGCGGCCAAGGCCGGGGAAGAAGCGAUGGAUGCCAUGGACUCCACGCGCAGCUCCAUCCAGACAGCGGUUAGAAAGGCGGCGUACGGCGCCAAGGAUGCCAUGGAGGCUGCCGGCGAACGAAUGGCCACCGGAGCUCGAGGCGCAGUAGGUGCCGUGGGCGGGGCUGUGGGUGCCGCAGGAAAAGGUGCCCAGCGGAUGGCCAGCGAUGCCAUGCACGCCGUGGAGCAGGCGGGCAGCAAUGCCAUGCACGCCGUGGAGCAGGCGGGCAGCAAUGCUGCCAAGGCAGCGUCCGACACAAAGGACUCCAUGGGCAGGGCUAUGGAUUCGGUGACCAGCAAAAUUUCUAGCGAGGUCCUGGGCGCCAAGGAGAAUAUCUCGUCGUUGUUUCAGAUUAAAGCGGCCCGUGAGGCCGAUCCGCAAACCACACCAGUUUCAACGCCGGACGUGUCCUCGAAAGAGGGGGCACCCAAGACGACAACCACGUUGGGAUCCGGCGAAGAGGAUGAGCGAACCACAGCCUCCGUGAACUCGAUACACAAUUCAACAGGGAAUGGCAACGGGAACGGAAACAUCUUCGAGCCGAGCAAUCCCUUUGAGCCUUCGAGCAAUCCCUACGAAGAUCCCCUCGACGCGGUGGUGGAGCGCAGCAAAAAGGCAAUGCAGGACGACAUUCGGGCUAUGCAGAUGCGCGCCAACUCCCACGUGCAGGCGGUCGUUCAGCAAAAGGAGGAGGAUGCCAAGGGCUUCAUGCAACAGAUGAUGGACAGGCUCUCGUGCCGCAACGAAAAGGCGGUCAGAAUCGAAGAUGAAACGCGUCCGCCGGCUGCGCUGCACAACAAGAACACAAACAAGGUGAACAGCGAGCUGAGUUUAAGCAAUGGACAUGGCGACCAGCCGCAGGCGUCGUCGCGGGUCUGCACGAUUUUAUAAAACAAGCACUAACCGCGCCAGCACUUUUUUAAGCAAUUGCAUUUGAUUUUAAAGUACAAUUUACCAAGAAUAAUAAACAAUAAAGCAAAUAAGUUCUGCACCGGGCAGUAUGACCGUAUUUGGGCGGGUUAAAAA
Drosophila kikkawai is the source of this 3542-nucleotide messenger RNA. RefSeq lists its product as uncharacterized. Gene Ontology annotation, molecular function: guanyl-nucleotide exchange factor activity. Gene Ontology annotation, cellular component: cytoplasm. NCBI's taxonomy places the organism in Eukaryota, Metazoa, Arthropoda, Insecta, Diptera, Drosophilidae. The record is from RefSeq and is a predicted model, not a curated record.